This is a messenger RNA of Verticillium alfalfae VaMs.102, 345 nucleotides long. RefSeq lists its product with no specific name. NCBI's taxonomy places the organism in Eukaryota, Fungi, Ascomycota, Sordariomycetes, Glomerellales, Plectosphaerellaceae. The transcript has a single exon. The annotation marks the transcript as partial. The record is from RefSeq and is a predicted model, not a curated record.
GAGGAGGGAAGGCGGAGACAUCGCAGUCGGAGCCGCGAUCGGGAUCGCGACGGGCGUCACAGACACAGGGAUGACGAGAGGCGGCACGAGAGGCCACGACGGACGGAUGAGAGGCGGAGGAGCCGCAGCCCUGAUCGCGAAAGGCGGCGACACCGUGACGGCGAUCGAGAUGAGGAUUCUUCUCGGCGACACAGACGAGACAGAGACCGCAGCCGCAGCCGCGACGGCGGCCGAGACAGGCAGCGGGAGAGGCGAGACCACCAGAGGAGCAGGAGCAGGAGUCGCGAGCACCACCGGCAACGACCAAGAGAGCAUCAACAAAGCUCGAAAGCGCGGGAUCAGUAA